AUGUCUGAUCAAGAUACUCGCCUAAAUAAGUUCAGCGAAUUGCGAAGUAUGGUUAAAAACUACAUCGAUUCGUAUAAUGCAUUGUAUCAACUGAAAACCGAAAAUGAAGAAGAAAUAAACAAGAUUUACAAAAUGAUCAAAACAGAGUUGAUUGAUUCAAAGAAACGUCUUCCUCAUACUAUUAUAAGCGACAUUUUAUCAAUUAUUCCGUUUAAAAAUCGCUAUACGAAGGCUUAUUUUUCCCUCGCCAAACUCAUAUAUGAUAAUUAUCAAAUAAACGAGAAAAUCAAAGUUCAAUUAAGUGUUGGAUACCUAUUUUAUAAAGAAUAUGGAAUCAAAUUAAACAAAUCGGACAAUUUCGAAAAAAUUAAAUCUGAAAACAUCGAUAUUCAUACAGAAGAUACAAUUUACAGAGCAAUUAUGCAUAAUGACUUAGAAAGAUUCAUUGCAUUCACUGAAAGAGAAGGAUUUGAUAAAGAUCAAAAACUUGAAAGUAGUUUAUAUCCAUUUUCUGGCAAUGGAUAUUCAUUACUUGAAUUGUGUUGUUACCAUGGAGCAGUUGAUUGUUUCAAGUUAUUAAGAACAAAAUUUCAAUCAUAUGUAUCUUAUACAUGUCUUAAUUUGUCGUUUUUAGGAGGAAAUCAAGAAAUCAUGAGUGAAUGUUUGAAAUAUAUGGAACCAUAUUGGGGAUGCAUGGAAUAUGCAAUUAUUUCACACAACAUAGAUUUUGUUACAUUCUUGAUGAACGAAUACCAAAUAAAGAUCGAUUUAUUUUAUUGCGCAAAGCAUAAUAAUCAUGAAGCAUUUUUAGUUUAUUUCGAUCAAACUAAUGAUAUUAACAAAUGCUUUCUUUAUUCAGCAAGGCUCAAUAUUCCAUCCUUACUCGAAUACUUCCUUUCACAUGGUGCGAAUAUCAAUGAAAAAGAUAAUGAUAGAAAAACCGCUCUUCAUUAUGCAGCAUUUAAUAAUAAUAAAGAAACAGCCGAACUCCUUAUUUCACAUGGUAUUAAUAUCAAUGAAAAAGAUAAAAAUGGAGAAACUGCUCUUCAUUAUGUAGCAUUUAAUAAUAAUAAAGAAACAGCCGAACUCCUUAUUUCACAUAGUAUUAAUAUCAAUGAAAAAGAUAAAAAUGGAGAAACUGCUCUUCAUUCUGCAGCACUAAAAAUAGUAAAUAAAUAG
Molecule: messenger RNA, 1179 nt
Organism: Trichomonas vaginalis G3
Lineage: Eukaryota; Parabasalia; Trichomonadida; Trichomonadidae
Product: protein kinase protein
Exons: 1
Coding region: 1-1179 (392 amino acids)
Molecular function (GO): protein binding
Source: RefSeq, a predicted model, not a curated record